Molecule: messenger RNA, 566 nt
Organism: Lasiosphaeria miniovina
Lineage: Eukaryota; Fungi; Ascomycota; Sordariomycetes; Sordariales; Lasiosphaeriaceae
Exons: 3
Coding region: 208-501 (97 amino acids)
Source: RefSeq, a predicted model, not a curated record
GCAAAGCUUUACAUGCUCCGCUUCACACCAAAGCGCGUCUUCCUUCAACCUAACAACGCCGCAAGGUAAGAUAAGGCGCCACAUAGGAACCCUUUUUCAGCUUUCGGAUGCAGGCCGUGCUAUCCCGGCCGCGAACAGAACAGGCCAAGGAGCUCUUCUUUUGCCGAUUGUCCGCUUGCCAGCCACUGCAUCAGGUUUGUUGAGGACAUGAGCGUUCACUAUGUCUCGGUCACCAACUGCAACGGCGUAGCUCUGGCCAUCACUAAGAAGCGAACCGUAAUUGAGCUUCUCAAGUCGGGCGCGGCCAUCGCCAUUCAAAAGUGGAGUCUCCUGAAAAACAACAAGCGAGUGCCGGUCAGCGGCUGCAUUCUGCUACAGAGGUUCCCACCGCACACCGAGUUGCUUGACCUGCAGCCCCUUACCGUUGCUGGCCUGGAGGCCAAAGAUUUGGAGUUCUGUCAAAGAAUGACAAGCCAUGCAUGGGUGUGCAGGGGUGGUUGAAGGAGCGUUGUUUUCUAUAUAAGAGAAGGAAUAUGAAUGGUUCUCAUCGAUAACAGGGGUCAUCC